Ostreobium quekettii is the source of this 1509-nucleotide messenger RNA. Lineage: Eukaryota; Viridiplantae; Chlorophyta; Ulvophyceae; Bryopsidales; Ostreobiaceae. The record is from the annotation of a GenBank genome assembly.
AUGUCGAGCAACCGGCGGGUCAAGAAGGCGUCCUUCGCCGACACGGACGUCGAAGUCGAGGGCAAGCGGGGCUCGGCAAGUGACAAAAGGAAGAGCAAGCUGAGUCUGGCACAGCGGACAGCCAGAAAGCUGAAUGAGUACCUGAAACGAAGUGACAGCACCUCAAAGGGAGGCCAUGAGGGGCAGGAAUUCAGGAAGGAGGUCCUUGGGGCCACAGUCGUUGCAGAAUCGGGGCAGAUGAUUGGCAGCCGCAGGGACAAGAUCCAGCUGUUCGAAGAUGACCUUUUCAAUGCUGAUGCAUUCUCCAGAGCUGCAAUGGCGAACUUGACAGAGAAGGCUCUGGACACGCUCAGAGGGGACCUCACAGCCCUUCAAGAGCACUGCGAAGAGGAGGUGCACAGGGUGGUUCAGAGCAACUACCCGGCCUUCGUACAGGCCUGUGAGGGCGCCGCAGACCUGGAGGCCCAGUUUCAACAGGUGCGCUCGCAACUGACCCACUGGUCGGCCAUCAUCUCGGACCUCAAGCAGGCAGUGCAGCCAGCGUCAGCCAAGUUCGGGCCCACGCUGUCCAAGUCGAUCUCCGAGGCAUCCCUCGGCGACGGGGGUGCGGCACUGGGGCAGCUGGACUCGCUAAGCAGGGAGGUGCCCUUCCUUGCAGAGCUGCUGGACGAGCUGGACAUCGGAAUCGCAGAGCGGGACUUUGUGGCGGCGGCCAAGGCCCUGGACAGGGCAGACAGCACCAUCUCUGAGGAAGUCGACACUGGCAACGUUCCCAGCACGCUGCGCUCCGUGCUGGAGGAGCGGCGGCAGCAAGUGGUGCAUCUGCUGGAGCUGCAGCUACAAGACCCCACCUUGGGGGCAUCUGGGAAACAGGGCGUCCUGCGCGUGCUGUCCGGAGUUGCAGGCAAUGUGCACGCUGUGCGCAUGAUGCUCUCCACCCACACCAAGCUCCUUCGCCAACAGCAGCAGCAACUCCUAAAGCCACACAGGACAGGUGGCAGGGACUUGGACAGCACGGAGUAUGCCUGCGGGCUUUCCCAGUGUGUCUUUGUCGCCAUAAAGCACGCUGCAGAUGACGUGCGCUCUGUCUUUGGACCCUCCGCCAUGGCGCUGUCGGGGUUGUUGGUGGUGUGGGCACGUCAGGAGGUGCGGGUGUGCGCACAGCUAUGGAGGCAGCACGCCUUUUCGGGGCUGGCCGGCCCCACAGGCCUGGCGUCGACCCUCAGGUGCUUCGCAGUGGUUCUGGUGUAUGCCAUGGCACUUGAGGACGUGCACCAGAUGAGCGUGGUGGAGAUGGUCAGGGAGGAACUCUGGCCUGAAGUGGACGGUGUCCUGCAACGCCAUAUCCAGUUGGUCGCCGACCAGGUGUCCCAGUGCGUGGCUGAGGAUAUGGACGCCAUGCUUGGCGGCGUCUUCAACUGGACGGAGAUGCACCGCCCCACGGCAGGCCCCCCAGCCCUUCUGCCCAGUGGCCGCUUCCUCCUUCAGCAGGUCUGCUAUUACUCUUGA